Oncorhynchus keta (chum salmon) is the source of this 13735-nucleotide messenger RNA. RefSeq names its product trinucleotide repeat-containing gene 6C protein. Gene Ontology annotation, cellular component: P-body; nucleoplasm. Gene Ontology annotation, biological process: miRNA-mediated post-transcriptional gene silencing; positive regulation of nuclear-transcribed mRNA poly(A) tail shortening. Bases 843 to 6848 code for a protein of 2001 amino acids. Lineage: Eukaryota; Metazoa; Chordata; Actinopteri; Salmoniformes; Salmonidae. The transcript is spliced from 21 exons. The record is from RefSeq and is a predicted model, not a curated record. Gene Ontology annotation, molecular function: RNA binding; protein binding.
CAUUAUUUCUGCUCAGAGGAGAAGAGCGAGCGGUCUUAGUUUGAACAAAAUGGCUGCAAGAACGCUGUCAACGAGAGCUCACUGAACGCAUUAUGACUGUCCACUCCUACAUUUGGAUUUUUCGAGAAUGUAUUUUCUUGGAUUCGUUUUUCAAUUUGCAUUCGUAGUAGCAAGGUCGUCGGUCAGAUGUUGUUGCUAACCUGCUAGCUCCUCAGCUAGCGGCCUAAACACAACUUAUUUCAUUUUGCACUUUAACCCAAGUUGGAUAGCUAGCUAGCAAUUUUCGUCGACAAUUUACUGAAAUCUGCCUGUUUUCUUUCAUUUGCAAAUGACUCCUUACAACAGUCGAUGACUAAUGCCAACUAGCUAACAUUAACUCCGCUACUUUUUGAGUCGAAUUGUUUGUUGCUUUUUCGUUUAGCUGCUUUUUUCGAUCUUUUUUUUCUAUAACGUGAUAUUUUGGACGUUUAGCAUUGUUUUGUGUUGCGAAAAUUGUCCUUUUAGUGCAUCGUUGCGCUAAAAUACAAAGUUCUUGCUGUGUGUUUGUCAAGUAUCGAUCUCGGUAUUUUUUGUUAUGAAGCUGCUCUAACUGUUAUCCAGUCAGUCAGUAAGCCCCAUGCAGCGGGAGAGCUGACGGUGGCUAAUGCUAGCUAGCUGGAUAACUGCGAAGACUGAAUUCCUGAUUUGUCAUUUACGGGUAUUUAUUUUUCGGGAAAAGGCACAGCAGAAUGCUUUUCUGCAUCAUCUUCUGCCAUGCACCGACUUUGUAUUGAAAGCUGCCAAAGCUCAACGUGUGAUUACGCAAGCUGAGAGACGUUAACAACACGAGAGAGAACCAUUUGAUGGAAGAAAAUAAAAAGCAAGAAAAGACCAAGAAGGAAGCUGCUCAGAAACAGGCUGCUGACCUGAAAACCAAAGAGCCAGCUAAGCCCAGCCCCGGUCCCCUCCACCACCCCACCACCUGUGUGACCCUGCCCCAGGCCUCACACCCCCCCUCCUCGUCCUCUUCAGUCAGAACCAAUGGGAAGCGCGCCCAUCCUAGCACCCAGCAAACACCACAGCAGCAGACCCCUCCUCCGCCGCAGUCGUCGUCCUCAGGCCCCCGCUACCCGCCCCGUGAGGUGCCCCCACGUUUCCGCCAGCAGGAGCACAAGCAGCUACUGAAGAGGGGCCAGCCACUGCCCGCCGGAGCCCUGAGUAGCCUCACCGUGACCCCUGCCGCCGACCCGCUCACCCCCAGUGUCCCCGCUUCUUCUUCCUCCGCAGGCAAGCGCCACACAGACCUGCCCUUUCAGAGUGGUCCUGGUGCCCAGUAUGAGAAUCCCCACUGGGGAGCCUUACCACCAGCCACUGACCGCAGCAGCAGCACCACCAGUAGUAGCUGGGAUCAAGUGAUCAUCGACGGGAGCGACACCGAGGCCUGGCCCUCCAUCAGUCGCAGCAGCGACAGCCUACCAGCGAAUCCUUCAGAAUGUGCCACAGCUGCUGACUGUACGAACCCAGAGACCAGCAGCAACAUGAGCAUAGCCGCGGGGGCUACUAGCCAGCAGGCCCACUACCCCUCUCUCAAAGCUAACGUCACUAACAUGAUGCAGCCUGGCGGUGGCCAGGGAAUUGGAGCCAUCGGCAGCAGGGGCUGGGGCACCGGAUCAGGCCCCAUCACCAUGGGCCCCACUGAGGGAGCAAAACCCGACGGUCUAGGACCCAACAUGGGUCGGGGUGGAGGAGCAUCCGGCUGGAACUCCCAGCCCAGUUUUAGCCUGAACCUGAACCCCAACGCCAACCCCUCGGCCUGGCCCGUGCUGGGGCAAGAGGGGGCUGGAGGUGGCCCCAACCCCGCCUCACUACCUCCCAACGGCAGCCUGGGCAACGGUAGCCUGGUAGGGGACGAGAACAGCAGCAGCAGCACCUGGGGAGGCAUGAUGAGCCCUGACGCCCCGUCCUCCAAUAAGAAUGUAUCUUUCAGCAGCAUGGAACAUCCCAACCUUAACACUGACGGACAAAACAGCCACCACACUAAGCAGCCACUCAGCCCCAUCCACGGCCUGCCCGGCUGGGGAGGCCAGUCUCCUACAGAGUCCUCCCAGCUCAACGGAGACGCAGGGAGCUCCGUCUGGGGCAACGGAGACACCAAGACUUCCGCUGACUCCAAAAACUCAGGCUGGGACUCGGCACCCUCCGGAGGCAUGUCCGGCUGGGGCCACUCUGGCAGCGGAGGAGGCGGGAGUGGCGGUGAAGGAGGCUGGGGAGGAGACUGGGGGAAGCCCUCCAGCGGUGGAGGCGAGGCCAAAGGAGGCUGGGAUUCCUCAGAUGGCCCGGCCCAGGACCAGCAGGUAAGCUCCUGGGGCCAGCCAACCCCGGCCCCGACUAGUGAGGGUAGCGGAAGCGGCGGCAGCGAGGGGCGCUCCCACCGCAGGGACAGGACCGGCAGUGAGGACGGAGGCCCCCCUCCCCUGCCUCGGCAGGACCUGGACCCCCGGGUGCUCUGCAACACAGGCUGGGGCCAGACGCCCGUCCGCCAGCACACCUCCUGGGAGAUGGAGGAGCAGCGUGCCGCCAACGAGAGGAAGACCAGCGAGAUGAGGGGUGGUGCUGGAGGGGACACUUGGAAGGGCUCCAGCAGCCUCUCUUCCGGAUCCCCACCGGACCCCCGGAACGGGGGAGCCAACCCCAACCUGGGACCAUCUCAGAGGCCAGGCUCAGGGGGCUCCGGAGGCAAGAGCGAGGGCCCCUCAGGCUGGGGAGGCCCUCCACCCUCAGGCUGGGGGGAGCAGCCUGUCAACAAGGCCCCCAACGGUUCCGUCAGUGGUUGGGGGGAGCCCAUGGCCCAAGGCCACAACACCACAAACAAUGGCCCCAAGAGUGGAGUUCAAUCCUGGGGCGUCCCUGAGGGGAAGUCCUCCCCUACCUGGGACGAAGGGCCAACCAAGACCCAGCAGAACCAGUCCCAGAGCUGGGGGGAGGGUCCCAAGUCCUCCCACGGCUGGGGCUCUGGCCACGGAAGUGGCAGCCGUGGCUCCAAUGGCUCCAACGGCUCCAAUGGAGGAGAGUGGAGAGAACCGGCCGAGGUGAAGAAGAAUGGAUCCUCCAGCCACAUGUGGGAAGGAGAAGGAGGAAAUGGACGAGGAGGAGGGUGGAAGGACAGCCCCAGAGGAGGUGGAGGAGGAAAUGGGGGCAGCUGGGCGUCGAAGCCUGCCCCUGCUGUUGGAGGUGGUGGUUGGGUGGAGACCCAGCAUCCCAACGGCCCAGCACCAGGAUGGGGCUCCAAGCCCCAGGAAAGCCCCAACGGCCCGGCACCAGGAUGGGGCUCCAAGCCCCAGGAAAGCCCCAACGGCCCGCCACAAGGAUGGGGCUCCAAGCCCCAGGAAAGCCCCAACUGCCCAGCACAAGGAUGGGGCUCCAAGCCCCAGGAAAGCACCAACGGCCCAGCACCAGGAUGGGGCUCCAAGCCCCAGGAAAGCCCCAACGGAAAUAGUGGAGGUGUUGGAACAGGAGGCGGCAGCAUGGGGUCCUGGGGCGGCCCUGCAUCUGUAAGGCAGAGUUCCAACCCCGGCUGGGGCCCGGGGAGCUCCGGAGCCAAACCCGACCCAGCGAUGGAGCCCACUGGCUGGGAGGAACCCUCUCCUCCCUCCAUCCGCCGCAAGAUGGAGAUCGAUGACGGCACGUCCACCUGGGGAGACCCCAGCGCCUACAACAAGACCGUGAAUAUGUGGGACCGCAACAACCCCACUGGAGGUAACGGUAACCAAGGCAACACCCCCACUCAGCCGCCGACCAUUAAGAACAACGGAAGCAUGGCCGUCAACAACAGCCACAACCACUCCUCCGUCCCCCCUAGCAACAACAAUCACCACCACAUGAACCACCACCACCCGCACCACGGACCGCCCCCGCCACACAGCCAGCACCACGGCAACAACAAUGGAUCCCCCAACACCGCCGCCCCGCACCAGGGCAGUGGACCCCAGGGCAGACCACCUAUGGCCAACCCAGGCUGGGGGGAGCUGCCCAGUGUCCAGCAGCCCAAGCCAGAAAUGGCAUGGGGGGAACCCGCUGGCCCCUCUCCUGCAGUGGACAACGGCACCUCUGCCUGGGGCAAACCCCCCGGUGUUCCUGGAGGCUGGGGCGAUGGGGGGCACGAGCCCAAUGGACCCUACAGGAGGGGCAACAACGGACCCUCUGGACCUGCACCCUGCAAGCCAGGACAUUUACCCUGCACUGCUCCUCUUCCAGCCCCCAAAUCUAUGCAAGACGGCUGGGGAGGCGGGAGGGAGGAGGAGAUGGGCAUGUCUUCUGGCCAAUGGGAUGCUGACGCCGGAGACAUGUGGAACAGCCCCGCCUCCCAGGAGAGCAGCACCUCCUGUAACUCGUGGGGCCAGCCGCCCAAGAAGGGCCCGCCCAAGGGCAAGAUGGGCAACCAGCCAGACGAAGCCUGGAUCAUGAACCGUCUCAUCAAGCAGCUCACGGACAUGGGCUUCCCGAGGGAUCCUGCCGAGGAGGCUCUGAAGAGCAACGACAUGAACCUGGACCAGGCCAUGAGCGCUUUGUUGGAGAAGAAGACUGAACUGGACAAGCGGGGCAUGGGCAUGUCUGACUACAACAACGGGAUGAACAAGCCGUUGGGUUGCCGUCCCCAGGCCCUCUCCAAAGACCCCUCCUCGGACCGCAGCCCAUUCCUAGACAAGGACGGUGGUCUGUCAGACGACGCCCCCUCCUCACCGUUUCUGCCUUCUCCCGUUAGCCUGAAGCUCCCCCUGAUUAACAACCUUCAGCCUGGGCUGGCCCUGGGCUCCCCGGGGCUCAACAUGCAGAACUUGAACAACAGACAGAUGCAGAGUGGAAUGUUGGGCAGUAGUGGAGCAGCACUAUCCCGGGCCAUGCAGCAGCCGCCUCCUCAGCCGUCAGUGCCGCCUCUCGGCUCCUCCCAGCCUAAUCUACGGGCUCAAGUGCCUCAGUUUCUCACCCCUCAGGUUCAAGCACAGCUCUUGCAGUUUGCCGCAAAAAACAUUGGUCUGAACCCUGCACUUUUAACCUCACCAAUAAACCCUCAACAAAUGACCCUGUUGUACCAACUUCAGCAACUGCAAAUGGCGUACCAGCGUUUACAAAUCCAGCAGCAGAUGAUGCAAGCUCAGCGCAACGUCUCGGGCCCCAUCAGACAACAAGAGCAGCAAGUUGCACGUACAAUCAAUAACAUGCAGCAGCAGAUCCAACAGCACCAGCGUCAGCUGUACCAGGCCCUGCUGAUGAAGCAGCAGCCCCCCGGCUCUCACUCCGGCCUGCACCCCGGCCAAGGCAAAUCAGCCCUGGACUCGUUCCCAGGCCACCCCCAGGCACCGGGCCUCUCCGACCUGCACACCAAAGAGCCGCAGUCUUCUCCCAACUCCUACAGCCCCUACCCCCUCUCUGGACUCAAUCCAAACAUGAAUGUAAACUGCAUGGAGGUGGGGGGCCUGUCCAUGAAGGAGCCUCCCCAGCCCCAGUCCCGUCUGUCCCAGUGGACCCACUCCAACUCCAUGGACAGCCUCUCUGGAAACUCCUCCCACAUGGAGCCCAACCUCAAUAAACACGGUGCCAUAUCUGCUGCUUCUAACCUGGGCCCCCCCGGAAAGCCCCCCCACAUGGAUGACUCCUACAGCCCAUACAGUAUGAUGGGUGGGUCUGAGUCUCCCACCUCCCCCCUGGUUCCCCCUGACAGCUGGGGCCAGGGACCAGGAAAGAGCCCCAAGGAUCAGAUCACCAAUGGAACGAAUAUCAACUGGCCCCCAGAGUUCUGUCCAGGCGUGCCCUGGAAGGGCCUGCAGAACAUUGACCCUGAGAACGACCCCAACAUGACCCCAGGAAGCGUUCCCAGCGGCCCCACCAUCAACACCAACAUCCAGGACGUCAACCGCUACCUGCUCCGGGACCGCAGCGGAGGCUCCUCCCCUCCUUCACCGCCUCAGAACGGUGCUCUGCCCCCCUCCACGGACUGGCCAGUCAGUGGCUGCUACACUAGCUCUUUCAGUCUGUCCUCCCCGGAUGAGGAGAGUGCAGGUAAGCUAUCUGACAUGAAGUCCACCUGGUCCCCGGGGCCCAUCUCCCACCCCUCCCAGGCCUCUCUAUCCCACGAGCUGUGGAAGGUCCCCCAGGGGCCCCGUAACAACACAGCCCCUUCAAGGCCACCUCCCGGCCUCACCAACCCAGCCAAGCCCUCAUCCACCUGGGGGGGAAACUCCCUGGGCCUGGCCCAAGGCUGGAGCAGCUCGUACACCUCAGAGGGCACCACCUGGAGCACAGACAGCUCCAACAGGACCAGUAGCUGGCUGGUACUGAGGAACCUCACCCCCCAGAUAGACGGCUCCACCCUGCGGACGCUGUGCAUGCAGCACGGCCCCCUCAUCACAUUCCACCUCUUCCUGACCCAGGGAAACGCUGUGGUGCGAUACAGCUCCAAGGAGGAGGCUGCCAAGGCCCAGAAGUCCCUGCACAUGUGUGUGCUGGGGAACACCACCAUCCUGGCAGAGUUUGCUGGGGAGGAGGAGGUGAACCGCUACUUUGCACAAGGCCAGCAGCAGCUCCCGCCCACCACCAGCUGGCAGCCCAACCCAGGCACCAAUCAGACGCGCAUGGGAGGAGGCGGAGGUUCGCAGCAGCACGCUAUUGGCCAUCACUGGAGCAGCGGCGGUGGAGGCCUGGGGGGAGGAGCCAAGACGGGCGGAGGCGGAGACCUCCUGUGGGGGGGUGUGCCCCAGUACUCCAGCCUGUGGGGGCCCCCUAGUAGCGAUGACAGUCGCGGCGUCAUCGGGAGCCCCAACCCCAUUAACACGCUGUUGCCAGGCGACCUGCUGAGUGGAGAGUCCAUGUAGGACAACACACUAACAAACCAACCAUGAGGAUGGAUGUUUCAAUGCUGGAACAGACAGUGGAAAAAUAAUAAUAAAUACAGACAUACACAAAAAAAAUGACAAUGAACAGGAGCAAAACCAAGCAAAUCAUGUGGCGAUAAUCAGUAUCAACGGAACUGUGAAUCGUGUACCGGAAGGCUGGGGGCGACGACACAAGACUGCUGACCCCUACGCCCUUCGGUUUUUACGUUUUCUUCUUUUUAGUUGUCUUUUUAAAAGGGGAUUUUGUUUUUAGUAUUUGAUAAGUUGUUGGAAGCAAACAAAAAUGAAAUGUCAAAGACUCAAUGAAGAGAGAACCGUUAAGUGUUUUUAAGUUCCAUGAAUAUCGCACAUUCUGUGUGAAGUGUUUUUAAGGAGAAGCAAUUGAAAAAGCUGCCAUUUUGAAUCUUUCCUUUACCCACGAAACUCCAAAUUGAUUUAAAAAAAAUACCAUUCCCAGCAUGCCCGUGGCCAAUGAUGUGGUUCAAAGACCUUUUACUUAUGUUAUUUUUUUGUUUCCAAGCACUAAUAUUCGCCUUAAGUGCUCUACUGCGGCCCAGGUCCUCCUUCAAUCUCAAGCCUUUUUCAUUGUUUUGAAACAGAAGGAUAAUUGUAUGAGUUUAAAAGCUUGCACAGUUCCCAUCUCUGAGCCAGUGAAUGGAUCAGAACAAGUGUGAUCAACCAAGGUCGUAUUCACUAGGAACGAAACGGAAGCAAGCGGACCGAAACUGAGGGACUACCUGAACUUUGUCCAACAAGAAAAGCUUGUUUUCGCAUUCUGUUGCAAAACAUUUUGCCACGUGUGCACUAAUCAAUAAACCCCCCCCCCCAAGUCACUCGGCAGUAUGAGGCCUGUCAACACUGACCCAACCAAUCAUCAGUUAAAACCUUUUCCGUUUUUUCGUCAUUCAUUUGUUCUUAAAGGGAUUUACACUGCUGUUUUUGUUCUUUUUGUAUAUCUAGGCGCAUUUUAUCAUAUCUAUCGCAACAUAAACUGAGAUUAUUACACAUCGACCGACCUAGCUGCGUCUGUACUUGAGUAUAUGUCUGGAACCUAAUCAUUCACGUCUGGGAGUUCAGAUUACCACUGCUCAGAACUACGACUUCAGCUAUAUUCACCUAACAGGACUUACAGGUGCUUCUUGUCAAUUAACAUGAUUAGUUGAUUCCGUUGUUGACCCUCUCGUCCCCAUUAUGGUCCACCAAUUUCUGGAAACAACAACAAAAAAACGCUUCAACUUGAUGUGACAGUUACAUUGUGCAAUAUAUACGCCACAGGCCCUUCUUCGGUCCACACUCAAGUCAAAGCAGGAGCUGGUUUCUUUACAUUUUUCGUUCUUGAUUUGUAUUGUCGUUGUUGAUCAAAGCAAAGAACUACAGAAACGUUACCUUUUCUCAUUUUUGAUUCCCACCAGGCCCCACUCCCUAAGAAACUGUUGCGUUUAAAGUCUUGCGAGGAUGGUGUUACUAUUAUAACUGUGCGUUCAGAAACGGUCCCUGCAGCCCUGAAACUCCUCAUAUUGAACUGGGGUACAUGAGAAAGCCCUUCCUCUCUGCAUUGCCACACCGAACAGGGUGAAUCCAGAUGGGGGAGUCACUGGAGGGGCACAAUACCAAAUAAGAGGGGUUUCUCCUAAUGCAGUAGAUCUACUACGAGUGUUCCUUGUAUUUGGUACUGUACAAAAAUGUAAGUGAGACUAACCUUUUGUCUAUAUCAAAGGGUUUUAUCAUAGCACUUAUGAAGAAAGCUAAACGCUUCAACUUGCAAACCAAUAAAUCAGACAAAUGAAGCAGCAACUUUGAAAACUGAAAAAAAGAACUUACUCUUUUUGUACUGUAUCUAUACUUGGAAAUAACUUCUGGUAUUUGUUUGUUCCUCUUUGGUCCAAGGACUUGUAUGAACUUUGAAAUGGUAGCAGGAUGAGAAAAAAGAAAAAAAAUGGAAAUCUACUUUUAUCUGAUUUUUUUUCUAAAGACAUUUUCUUUUAACUAUAUCAAAGUGAAUAUCACUGUUAAUCCAAAAUGUUUAGCCUUUUUCUUGUCUGGAGAUGCUAGACAUGCAAUGUUACCUGUCUCCGUCCAACGGUUGGUCGGAGUGGGGAGGGAGAUGGUCACGGUCCACUGAGUGCCUCUGCUGUGGCGCCCAUGGUGACGGUCGCUAGGCAAGGCUACCCCCCACAGCAGCAUUUCCUCCUGGGCUUGCACCAAGCUCUCUCAUUGGACACCCUCAGCCCAGCAGGAAACCACGCUCCCUCCAAGACUGGCCAAUCAGCACAGAGCUAGCUAGCUAACGACCGCGCCAGCAGCACUCGACCUCGUCUCAACCAACCCUCUUCAUUUCCCCUAAUCUUCUUUCACACAAAGAUCACUUUAGCUGGAAGUCAAGAGACAGUCAAAUUUCUGGAAUUUUGCCAGUGUUUGAUGCAUUUUAUUUAGUUUUCAUUUGACGACGUGUAUUUUUUGGUUUAUUUUUGUCUACGUGCAGUGGUCUUUUCAAGGUGGCUGCUUGAAACUAGCCCUUUUCACUGUUCAUAUGCAGAAACACUUUGGUCAGAGGUGCCUCUGUAUGUUCAUCCUGUGUAUUGAAUGCAAACUAGGAUCAAUACUACAGCCAGUCAUUGAUUGUCUAUUAUUAGUUAGUAUCUUAACUGAUUGAUCAUUGCUUUGUUUUGGACAGUAUGCUGUAGUACUUCCAGGUAGUAUCUCAAGAUGUGUAAGUUAGACCAAUAGGGUGUCUCAGAUGGGUGAGUGUGUCCUGCCUGACCCUAGCUGCUCCACCUGGGUUCUGCCAGGGCUGUCCCCUCGCCCCCUCACACAGCUGCUACGCUACACCCUCCUCCAGUCCCCUCCAAAGCAGCCAUGGCCCUCCCCUUGACCAGACAUAAAAAGCGACUCAGUUCUGUUUCUAUGCAAAAGACUAGAGGCUGCGGACCCUUUACAGCCAACGUGCCAAUCCUGCCCUAAAGAUUGAGCACCGACUCGGAGCUAGAACCAACGACCUCCUGAUGUAUGUACCCUUCAGCACUUAGAACAUGUCUGCUCUUGGUCCUUAUAGCUGGGUUUAAACCACAACACUGUCGUAUUCCAAACUUCCACCCUCCCUCUAUGGGGAGUUAGUACCACUGGAGUGGAGGUAUAGUAGGCCUCUCUUUACUGUGCUGAAGAAGACUGAUCUCAGCUUGAUCUCAGGGUAGGAGACGACGUUAAAAGAUGCAGCUCUCUCUGUAUGUAUGUCCUUUUGCUGUAGUGUAAGAGAGCCAAGUUCUACACUAACUAAUGGCAAGCUGUGCAGUAGUAGUACUAUAGACUUGUAUUGGCUGGAUAAUUGUUUUUUGGGGAAUGGAAUAGUAAUGAAUUCCCUUCCCAAAUAUGGGCCUACUGUAAUGUUACAAUGUAGAGGCCAAUGUUAUCCUAUGUGCCAAUACCAAAAAAAUAUAUAGAUCUAUAAAACUAGCCCAUGUUAUAUGAUCUGGAGAAAGAGCUCUUCUCUCUGGAUGGAGGAUCUUUGAUAACCUUUGUGAUGGAGGAUCUUUGAUAAUCUUUGUGAUGGAGGCAGGGGGGCAGGAGGGAUUAAACAGAUGGGUGGGGGCAACACACCUCAUCCAGAACUCCUGAGAUAAUAUGGCUGUGUCUCAAAUGGCACCCUGUUCACUAGGUAGUGCAUUAUAUAGGGACAUAGGGCGCCAUUUAGGCGGUCUUUGCUUUAGUGGGGAAUGCCCCGUUGUUGAGGAUAAAAUCUUUACUGAGUUUGCGGGAUCCAAGUAUGCUACGGUGCACAGUCAGUUUGACGGGUAAUCCCGGGUACAUGUUUUUUUUAAACCAAAAAUGAAGUUCUUCAAUUUUAAUGUCAUUUUUAAUAUGAAGUUUGACACAAUCUUUUUUUUUAAAUAUUUUUUUUAAAGUACAAAAAUCAAUAAAAUAUCUAUAAUAUGUUAACUAAAGCUCUGCACUUCUAGCUGAAAUGUCUCCAGUCCUCUAGCUUCCAAAAUGCAGGUUGGGGGAGCCUUUUUGUGGAUGCUAUAUUUUAUCCUAUUUGUUAGUGUUUCUGCCCAAAGCGGGCCCACAACUGUAUAUUUCCACAGACCCAGAUGGCUUCGGGCCCACUGUAUCAGCCCAGGUCGCUCACCUCACUGCGUCUGCGGUAGGCAACGAGAGGGGGCGCAUUUCAAAAAGGUACAAAAAUUCUUAAAAUAAAAAAAACUAGAAUGGGAUAAGGCUACCUUUUGGGACUCUGAGGUGUCCUGCAGCACACUAGCAAAAAUCACUAUUGCCUGUUUCUGUAACUGCCUUGAUCCAAACUCAGAGACCAAUUAGCCGGGUGGGGGCCUCCAAACGUCUGCUCUGUGUGUGGUGCUGCACCAGCAUUGAGGGGCACGCCGUGCACUCUCUACAGCUUAACUAUAGAUAGAUUGUGUGUGUGUGUAUAUACACAUAUGGAUAUGUACGUAUGGUGUGUGGUAGGUAGCACAUCAACAGACACCUUGGAUCUCAACCUCCUAAAACCUUUUAUUCCUUUUAAAAGGUCUGGGUUCAAUACAAACUGAAAAUGAGCAAUAUUUAUUCCCCUCCGGAAAUAAGUGAUCUGAAGGAAAUGAAAUGGGGUUAGGGGUUAAACUGGUACUUAAUGGAUCAUGAGUAAUGUCUUUCCUACCUGGAGUUGGAUAUGCACGUUCUGGAUUUAUGAACAUAUUACAGUAAGUACCUUGAAGUACUUGUACUGUAUGUGAAUUUGUCUAAACAACCCAACCUGAAAUCACCUGUUUUUUAAAUGUAUACUUUCCCAGCAGAGAAAAAUAUCAUUAAACAUAUCAACAUAAAAAUACACAAAUACUUGAAUCAAGGAGCGACAAUAACGUAAUGUGAAGUCUUUUGUAAAAAAAAAAAAAAAAAAAAAAAAGUUUAAAAAAAUAAUAAUAAAUUAAGUCUGACUUGUACACUUCCAUGCUUUUUGAGGUCAUCAGUUAAAAAAUAUAUAUAUAAAAAAUGAUUUAAAAAAUAUUGGAGAAAAAAAAAUGUGCAAAAAUAAUUUUGUGUGCUUGAAAGUCAAAUGUAUGUGUGCAAACGACUGUGUGCUUGGCAGGCUUAGGACUGCUGUCAUGUUCCAUUCAGUAUGUUGUGUAUUGACAUUGUUGUCUGUCCUUUUAUUCAGUUUAUUUUUUUGCUUGUCAACUAUAUUUUGAUAACAAUGUCUAUCUUCUAACAUGGCACUGAGUGUCUUCUACCCCUCACUCAGCUAAUCGUAGACAAACGAGACUAAGUACUGAGGGGAGAGGGUGAUAAUUCAUGUGUAAAUGUUUACUCAAGGACUAAAUGGGGGAAAAAAAGGUUUUGUUUUAUCUGUAAAAUGUUUAUCUACCUUACAGUGGCUUUUUAUUGUGGAAUAAUCCAAAACAAGGAUUAUCAUUGAGUGUUGCACCAUUUUUUGUUCUGAUUACAUACAAAUGUAAUGAAAAAAAGACUACAAAAAAUGAACAAUCUAAGAUUUGUGGCCAUAGAUGGUAGGACUAGUAAUCCCCAUGUUAACUUCAUGGAGAAAUGGAAAGGGAUAAUGUGGGGAUGUGAGUUUGUUACAGGACUCAUUUCAGAGGUGCCUAUUUCUUCUAUUUUUCUUUUUUUUUUGCAAAGCCACCUGUCGUUUACAAACAUUUCAUUUGUCUGAAGUUGAGGAAAAAUGGAUUUUAUAAUGAAAAUGUUGAAAAAGACAAAUUCCAUCUUCCAUCAAAUGAAUAUGAACAUUAAACCAACUUUGCAAAAUUAAGAUUUAUGCUACUUUCAGAACUCUGGGAUUGAUCAGUGUUGUCGUAUUUCAAUUUUUCAUUUUUUAAAUUUUUAUGUCGACAGACGUAUGUAUUGAUUUAUUUGAAUUUUGUCUUGUAAAAAGGCAACGCAAUCUGCUUACUAUCUUGCACACUCGUAAAGAUGUGGAUCUUGUCUCGGGAAGGCCAGGAUUUCCAGAGUUCAAACUCCACCAUUUUUAUUUAAAUUUGAGUUUUAAAUUAGAAUAACUUUGAGAAAUCUAACUCCAAGCACUGAAAGUUAGGGAUUUAAAUAGAAUAUGAAAUACCAUUGAUUCUAAAAAUCCGUAGUGGUUACAUAUUUACCAAAUAAAUGACUGAAAAUGAACUUUUUGAGAGAGAAAAAGUGGAGUGCUUUACAUGUAAAAUCGAUGUAGAAAUUGCUUUACAUUGAAACAAAUUAUGGUUUUAGUUUUACUUAUGUAUUUUCUUUGCGGUUCCAUCCUGUAAUGUUCAGGAGCAUUGUGCAUUACUCUUAUGUCUCUGUUCCUGUGGCAGGUAUUCAAUGAGUUAAGAGAUUCUAAUGUCUAAUAGAUGGGUUUCAGGAGAAAGAUUGGAAGUGGAGGGGGGGAACUGGUUUUUAAAGGCUCAUGAUCUAUGCACAAGUGGGAGGGAGAGUCCAGGCCUGCUUUUCUCUUGGGGCCCGGGACUGGUACUCUGGGGUUCAGGGUUUGAUGUAGGGGUGUGUCAUUGUUGUGCUAUGUUAGAUUUUCUUCCCCCUCAUCAGAUUUAUGGCAACUUUAUUGCUUCACCAUGCUGUGUAAUCCUUAACCAAUGAGCGCUUAUCCUUCUGCUAAAGCACUGUGGGUUAUACUGAGAAAAAGCCCGUGACUUAAGGCAAUCCGGUUUUUGUAAGGGGGAGGAGGUGGUAAUCUGCCUAUUGCCUUUUUUAUUUUAAAAAAACUUUAAGGCGAAGUGUCUGUGCUGAGAAAGUUAUGGCUUUUAAUGUUUUUUUUUCUCCUCAUAGAAUGUAAUUGUUAAUGAUAUGCACCGGGAAAAAAACAUGUUUCCAUAAGUUAUGGCGCUUCUUUCGGACUAUAUUAAUAAAUUGACAUUUUUGUUGGCUGUUAAAAA